CCAUUUUGGUUGCCGGCUUUCUGGUGUAAAGGUUGCGACUUGCGAGGAGCUUUGGUCCCUAAAUAGGGAGAGAAAAGAAUUCUCCCUACUAUUUCCUAGUUUAGUAAUUCAACUCAUUGAUUUCUAAAAUUGGGUCACUGAAUCAUAUUAUUAGACCCCCAAAAAACUCCGCUUUACUUUCUCUGAAAAUUAAGAUUAAAAAAAAAAUGAGUCUCAGUAGUAAAUUUCUUCUUCAGCAGCAGCAGUAUAAUCAAGAUUUCAAGAUUCUACAUCAGAAAUCUCUGCCUUGCUUUUACCAACACACUCUUGUUUCUUUUCCCAAGAAAUGGAAAUGCUUCCACUCCUCAGGGGUACGAUUAAAGGGGUUUUCAUCAACUAUGCAAUCCACAUUGGCAAGUGGUAAUUCAAGACUGUUAAUUAGUAGAUGUAUCUCAAAAAAGUUCCCUGAUUCGCUUGGGCCAAGUGACUCUGAAUCACUUGAGAAUCUGAAACAGAAAGAGAACACCUUUUUGACAAUUUUGAAGGGAGCAAACUCUUUUCUGCCCCAUGUGGUUCUUGGUAGCACAAUUUUGGCUCUUAUAUAUCCACCUUCUUUUACGUGGUUUACUAACAGGUACUAUGCCCCUGCGUUGGGUUUUUUAAUGUUUGCAGUUGGAGUCAACUCAAGUGAAAAGGACUUUCUUGAAGCUUUCAAGAAACCAGCUGCAAUUUUUGCUGGUUAUAUUGGUCAAUUUGCUGUGAAGCCCCUGCUCGGAUAUCUUUUCGGCACACUUGCAAUGACUGUAUUUGACCUGCCAACUUCCUUAGCUGCAGGGAUUAUGUUGACCUCGUGUGUUAGUGGAGCACAGCUGUCAAAUUACGCUACUUUUCUAACAGAUCCACAAAUGGCCCCUCUUAGUAUAGUGAUGACAUCGUUAUCGACAGCUACUGCUGUUUUUGUCACCCCUAUUUUAUCAUUAUUGCUUAUUGGGAAAAAGUUGCCUGUGGAUGUUAAGGGAAUGGUUUCCAACAUACUGCAGAUUGUCGUUGCACCUGUUGCUGGUGGACUGCUUAUGAAUAGAUUCUUUCCGCAGAUUUGCAAUGCUAUUCGGCCGUUGUUGCCUCCACUAUCAGUUUUUGUGACUGCUCUUUGUGUUGGAGCUCCGCUUGCUAUUAACAUAGAGUCUCUCGUAUCCCCUUCUGGAAUGUCCGUUUUGUUGCUUGUGAUUGCAUUUCAUUUGUCGGCGUUCAUCUUGGGUUAUUUACUUUCCGGCAUAGCAUUCCACAAAGCACCAGACGUCAAAGCUCUACAAAGAACGCUGUCAUAUGAAACAGGCAUGCAGAGCAGUCUUCUGGCCCUUGCUCUUGCGAAUAAGUUUUUCCAAGAUCCUCUUGUUGGUGUCCCUCCAGCUAUAUCAGUGUAGUUGACCAAUUGAUGACUCUUGAUUGCAUUGACCAUUUGAAGCUUGUAGGUUGUGAUCAUGUCAUUAAUGGGCUUCUCUCUAGUAAUGCUGUGGGCUAAGAAGAAAGAAACUGUUAUUGGGUGAUUUAAGAAAAUAUACUUCUAAAAGUGAUCUUAAACAGAUUAUUCACCAAGUUCGAAUCGUGCACUAGCUGACCUUAGGGGAUUUCUCGGUUAUCAGAAAAAAGAGGAGAUCUUGAAAAAAUCUCCGCCGCGGAGGUUCUUGUGGUGUCAAGAACCUCAUGGUACAACUAAAGGAUGGCAUCACCAAAUGUCAUGUGGAAUGUGUUUCUUCUUCUUUUUUCAUCAUUCCAUCUGUAAUUUUUCAGGAAGAAAAGAAAAUGAGCUAACCAUACUUUUUGGACAAAUACCAUGUAUUAUUGAGGGAUUCAUAAAGUCUUUAAGCUUCAAAUUUGUGGUAUUGUGAUUCAGAUUGUGA
Nicotiana tabacum (common tobacco) is the source of this 1880-nucleotide messenger RNA. RefSeq names its product putative sodium/metabolite cotransporter BASS5, chloroplastic. The record is from RefSeq and is a predicted model, not a curated record. Lineage: Eukaryota; Viridiplantae; Streptophyta; Magnoliopsida; Solanales; Solanaceae. Gene Ontology annotation, cellular component: membrane.